Vespa velutina is the source of this 1100-nucleotide messenger RNA. Its product is annotated as inactive hydroxysteroid dehydrogenase-like protein 1. Gene Ontology annotation, cellular component: endoplasmic reticulum. The record is from RefSeq and is a predicted model, not a curated record. The transcript is spliced from 5 exons. NCBI's taxonomy places the organism in Eukaryota, Metazoa, Arthropoda, Insecta, Hymenoptera, Vespidae. Gene Ontology annotation, molecular function: oxidoreductase activity. The coding region runs from base 135 to 1085 and encodes 316 amino acids.
CCUGUAGCAAAUCACUUUUAGUCUUGCGUUGGAUAUCGUCGAGGGAUCAUCUCUGAAAGAUAGAGCAUAUAGAUAAAGUAAAAGAGAAAGGGAAAGUUUAUGCGUUUAAUUGAAGACGAACUCAUUCAAAAAAAAUGAUGACGUUAAUAAUACUCUGGUCAUUAGGUGGAUUAAUCGCACUUUGGUUAUUAUUUAAUUUCGCAAAUCAUUUAAUAUCUAUUAUAUGGGAAAUAUUUUUUCCCCUUAUCAAUUCCAAACCGAUCAAUUUGCGUACGAAAUUUGGCGAAUGGGCAGUGGUAACAGGAUCAACCGACGGAAUUGGAAAGGCUUACGCAAUGGAACUAGCUACGAGAAACAUUAAUUUAAUUUUAAUAAGCAGAAGUUUAAAUAAAUUGGAAAAUACCAAAUCUGAAAUAUUGAACGUUAAUCCUAACAUAGAAGUGAGGAUCAUACAGGCAGAUUUUAGCAAAGGCAAACUGAUCUACGAAGAAAUCAAACCUCAAUUGGAAAAUGUACCAAUUGGAAUAUUGGUGAAUAACGUGGGCAAACAGUAUAGUUAUCCAAUGUAUCUCAACGAAGUUCCCGAGGAUGAACUAUGGGAUAUUAUAACAAUAAAUGUGGGGGCUGCCACGAUGAUGACGCGAUUAAUUAUUGAAGGAAUGAAAAAACGUAGAAAAGGUGCAAUCGUUAAUAUAUCUUCUGGCUCGGAACAUCAGCCGCUACCAUUAAUGACCGUCUAUGCUGCAACCAAAGUAUAUUUGAAAAGUUUCUCCAAUGCAAUUAGAAUCGAAUAUUCGAAAUUUGGUAUAACGAUUCAACAUUUGUCACCAUUCUUUAUCAAUACCAAAAUGAAUGCCUUCAUUCCGAGAUUUCAGGUAUCCAGCCUAUUUGUCCCUAAUCCAACGACUUAUGCCAAAAAUGCAGUAGCCACGCUCGGUAAAGUAGAUUCAAGCAGCGGAUAUUGGGCCCAUGAUAUUCAAACAUUUUUCAGUCUUAUUGCUCCUGUAUGGAUUAGGGCAAAAAUUGGUUGGUUAAUGAACAAAAAAUUUCGGGAAGAUUAUAUUGCAUAUAUCAAAAAUAAAUAAAUUGUUGUUGAAGAA